UGGCAACAUGGGAUCCAUAGCUGAAUGUUCUGACGCCAAUCCUCCUUUGGGUGAUUUGAUCGAGGUUGCCGCGUCUAAAAUUGGCCCCGAAGAAAUGGUCCAGAUCCUCACCGAGCAUGGUGGAGUCAUCGUGCGUGGUCUCAUCGAGCCCGAAGUGUUAGACCAGGUCAAGCGAGACUUGAUGCCACAUCUUACCGAUCCAUGGACUCAUGAUCCACUGUUUUCCAACAAGGUUCGGGUAGUUACUGGCGUGGCAGGCAAGAGUCCGACUUUCAUUGAGCAUAUAGCGGGGAACCCGCUAUUCUCGGACGUGUGCGAUCGACUGUUGGGCUCGUCGCACACGUGCUGGUAUGGCAAUGAAAAGCAUACAUUUGAAGCCUUGCCACAGGUGAACAGUGCGGCAGCCUUCCUUACCUCCCCUGGCAACACGCUCCAGAACCUUCAUCGUGACGAUAUGGGCCAUCACAAUCGUCUCAGGGCCAUCACCCCGAGACAAUACCAGGUCGGCAGAGACACUGCGGUCGGCAUAUUUGUGGCCGGUUCUCGAACGACCAAGGAGAAUGGUGCCACUCGCUUCAUUCCCGGCUCCCACCUGUGGGAUACAAUGCAUCCUCCUGAUGAUAGUUUAUCUGUCUAUGCAGAGCUCCAGCCUGGAGACGCCUUCAUCAUGCUAGCCUCUUGCUAUCAUGGUGCCUCGAUAAAUAAUAGUCAAGAGCAGCGUCUAGUCUACUCCUGCUUCAUGACUAAAAGUAUUCUCCGACAGGAGGAAAAUCAGUAUCUAUCAGUUUCAGUCAGCGAUAUUCGGAAGAUAUCCUCCCGAAUGCAGAAGCGAUUAGGGUUCGCAGCUAGCAAUCCUCUCCAUGGCUGGGUAGGAUUGAAGGACCCCAUGGUGAUGCUUGGGUUGGAUGGAACCAGCGAUCACACAGGGAUGAGCAACACCUAG
Molecule: messenger RNA, 943 nt
Organism: Aspergillus eucalypticola CBS 122712
Lineage: Eukaryota; Fungi; Ascomycota; Eurotiomycetes; Eurotiales; Aspergillaceae
Product: phytanoyl-CoA dioxygenase family protein
Exons: 2
Coding region: 8-943 (311 amino acids)
Source: RefSeq, a predicted model, not a curated record